This is a messenger RNA of Protopolystoma xenopodis, 798 nucleotides long. The record is from the annotation of a GenBank genome assembly. Lineage: Eukaryota; Metazoa; Platyhelminthes; Monogenea; Polystomatidea; Polystomatidae.
AUGGAUCGAUUGAAUUCUUCCCUCGCCUCGGCCACAAACGCCGCAACAACGAUCAGCACCACCACGGGUGCAGUGGUUGCUUUAGGCAAAAGUGGUUCACGACCAAUUCGGUCUACUUCCAGCCGGCCUAUCCGACUUACCUCACGAGGCCAUAUUUCCCAUGCUCCGAUCAGACCCUCAGCUCCACCGCCUUGUCAAUCCACCAGACUCACUGUUGACGCCUCUUCACCAGCUGAACACUCGAUACCGACUUGUGGUGCGCUCUCCCAUUCCUCUUCCACAGUCAACACUAUCGACAACUUUCGACAGACUGGCGUCGCUGAUACUAUUAUUGCUUCGUCUACCUGUUUGGUGGCCGGACACGAGGUAGCCAGAACCGAGGGAACCGCGUCCAUCUCGGGUAGUCGGCCACCUGCCAAAAGCAUGGAUGAGAUGUCAAUGCCUAGAGCGAUGGGCCUUCUAUCAACAGCGGUGGCGGGGUCGGCCCGACCUGCCAGACCACUGGGGACCACGGCAUUGAGGGCGAGAGCCGCUGGAGGCUUCAACUCUACCAUACAAAGGCGUUCUAAUGCUGAUAAGGCUCAGACGCAGACAGUUAAUACUCAUCAACUAAAAUCGCCCGAGGAGGGCAAUUUGGCUGCUUCUGGAUCGACUUCACAACCGGUAGAAGUGGAUAGGCUUAAAGGACCAGCCAAGCCUGCUGCGAGGGCUCAAAAAGGAAUGAACAAUCGGGAGACAGAUGUCGUGGAACAGAGUUUGGGGGUAAUCUCGCAUACUAUCCUGCUGGCCAGAACAUAG